AUGGAACAGUUAAAGAAGAAAGGCUUUGCACUUGGACUAAUAUAUACAUUGAAUAUAUGCAUAGUAUUGUGUAGUGCAAUCACUAGCUCUGACACAAAUGUGCAAAAUAUACAAGUAGAAGAAGAUAUUCCUCUACAUAACUCUAAAUUAUCUUCUCAAACCAAUAGUCUUGAGCUAGAAACUAGUAAUAAGCAUAAAGUUGUUUUUUCAAUUAAAAACCCUUGGUAUGUGGAUAGCCAUUUAGUAUACGUUAGCAGUCAAAGUGGCAAUUUGGAAGAGGAUUCCCGGCCUAGCACAAUACACGUAAUGGCUUUAGAGUUGUCUACUUCUGAACUAGAAUCAGCUACAAAAGAUAAUAAUGGCCAGAUUAUAAACAAAAAACUAGAGUUAGGGGAUAAAAUGCCUUUAAACCCUGGCUCCUUAUAUAUUAAACCAGCAAAGCGGAGAUCUAUUGAUGUUGAUGUAUUUUCUUCUACUAGAAUAAAAAAACCAUACGGUAUAGAACCAGAACAAUAA
Molecule: messenger RNA, 516 nt
Organism: Nematocida parisii ERTm1
Lineage: Eukaryota; Fungi; Microsporidia
Exons: 1
Coding region: 1-516 (171 amino acids)
Source: RefSeq, a predicted model, not a curated record